AUGGUCCUGGCUGCCAUGGUCCAGGCUCCCAUGGUCCUGGCUGUCAUGGUCCUGGCUGUCAUGGUCCUGGCUGUCAUGGUCCUGGCUGCCAUGGUCCAGGCUCCCAUGGUCCAGGCUCCCAUGGUCCAGGCUGUCAUGGUCCUGGCUGCCAUGGUCCUGGCUGCCAUGGUCCUGGCUGCCAUGGUCCUGGCUGCCAUGGUCCUGGCUGCCAUGGUCCUGGAUGUUAUGGUCCAGGCUCCCAUGGUCCAGGCUCCCAUGGUCCAGGCUGUCAUGGUCCUGGCUGCCAUGGUCCUGGCUGCCAUGGUCCUGGCUGCCAUGGUCCUGACUGCCAUGAUCCUGGCCCCCAUGGUCCUGGCCCCCAUGGUCCUGGCUCCCAUGGUCCUGGCCCCCAUGGUCCAGGCUCCCAUGGUCCUGGCUGCCAUGGUCCUGACUGCCAUCAUCCUGGCUGCCAUGGUCCUGACUGCCAUGAUCCUGGCUGCCAUGGUCCAGGCUGCCAUGGUCCUGGCUGCCAUGGUCCUGACUGCCAUCAUCCUGGCUGCCAUGGUCCUGACUGCCAUGAUCCUGGCUGCCAUGGUCCAGGCUGCCAUGGUCCUGGCCCCCAUGGUCCAGGCUCCCAUGGUCUUGGCUGCCAUGGUCCUGGCCUCCAUGGUCCUGGCCCCCAUGGUCCUGGCUCCCAUGGUCCUGGCCCCCAUGGUCCUGGCUGUCAUGGUCCAGGCUCCCAUGGUCCUGGCUGCCAUGGUCCUGGCCCCCAUGGUCCAGGCUCCCAUGGUCCUGGCUGCCAUGGUCCUGACUGCCAUGAUCCUGGUCCCCAUGGUCCUGGCCCCCAUGGUCCUGGCUGCCAUGGUCCUGACUGCCAUGGUCCUGGUCCCCAUGGUCCUGGCUCCCAUGGUCCUAGCUACCAUGAGAAGAGUGCUCACUGAAGGUGGAACACUCACACUUAGCAACACAAGACAUGUCUUCACUUCCCUUCGUAACACCUCUGAAGAAAAUUAA
Procambarus clarkii (red swamp crayfish) is the source of this 993-nucleotide messenger RNA. The record is from RefSeq and is a predicted model, not a curated record. NCBI's taxonomy places the organism in Eukaryota, Metazoa, Arthropoda, Malacostraca, Decapoda, Cambaridae.